UACUGUUUAAACCGCUGCGGCAAAAAUAAAACACAAGGAAAGGACACGCAGAGUGGCCUUUUUGACCUAUUUAUCCAACAUCAUUAAUAAGGGCAACAUUAUUAAUGUAAGAGAGGGGAAACUGCGAGUUUUCGUCGUUAGCAGCAGUUUAUUUGUGUUGCUAACAAGAUGCCGUCACGAGUUGGCGAUUACGAGGUGCUGCACACUAUAGGUUCUGGUUCUUACGGAAAAUGCCAGAAAAUAAGACGCAAAUCUGACGGGAAAGUGCUGGUUUGGAAGGAGUUGGACUAUGGCGCAAUGGCUGAAAGUGAGAAGCAGAUGCUGGUGUCAGAGGUCAACCUCCUUCGGGAGCUGAAGCAUCCCAACAUUGUGAGAUACUACGACCGCAUCAUUGACCGCUCCAACUACACCCUCUACAUCGUCAUGGAGUACUGCCAGGGUGGAGACCUGGCCAGCCUCAUCGCCCAGUGCGUCAGGGACAGACGUUAUUUGGAGGAGAGGUUCAUCCUGCGGGUCAUGGCUCAGCUGAUGCUGGCGCUGAAGGAGUGCCACAGGCGGAGUGACAACAGACCCACCGUACUCCACCGGGACUUGAAACCGGCCAACAUCUUCCUGGACAUGAAGCAGAACGUGAAACUCGGCGACUUCGGCCUUGCCCGGAUCCUCAACCACGACACCAGCUUUGCGAAGACGUUUGUCGGGACGCCCUACUACAUGUCUCCUGAGCAAAUGAACCAGAUGUCGUACAACGAAAAGUCCGACAUUUGGUCUCUGGGCUGUUUGCUGUAUGAGCUGUGUGCACUAUCGCCGCCGUUUACAGCCUACAACCAAAAGGAGCUUGCAGUGAAAAUCCGAGUGGGGAAAUUUUGCAGAAUCCCGUUUCGAUAUUCCGAAGAAUUAAACACCCUGCUCAAGAAAAUGCUCAACUUGAAGGACUAUCUGAGGCCGUCUGUGGAGGCCAUCCUUGAGAGCAGCCUGCUGGCAGAAGCGGUCAGCGAAGAGCACAGGAAGCAGGAGCACCAGCGGAAGAAGUCGUCGGACUCUGACUGUCCUCCCGAAAAGGCGGCAGAAGCGUCCCCGCCCUCCGUCAAAGCAGCAGCGGAGCUCCAGCUUAGAGAGCAAGCGCUAAAGGAGCGAGAAAAGGCGCUGAAGGAACGCGAGAAGAUGCUGGAGCAAAGAGAGCGUGAGAUGUGUGUUCGUGAGCGACUGGCAGAUGAGAAGCUGUUGAGGGCAGAGAGUUUGCUGAGGAAUUUUAAUCUCCAACACAAGAAGGCACAGACCCCGCUUUAUGGCCAAGACAUAGGUAUGUGGGAGAUGGGCUCGCCUGGCCAGAAGAAGGUCCACUUUGCUGGGGCCAGCAAGGAGAACAAACAGCUGCUUGGCUCUCUGACAGUGACCCCACAGGAGGACAUUUACGGUCGACACGCUCACAUCCUGAAUGAAGUGGAGAGAGCCUGUCAGCUCCUUGGCUUCCGCAUUUGACAGCUUUGUCAAGUGUAAAUAGUGUUGCAAGGGCUUGACCACUGUGUGUAUGUUAAGCUCCUUAUAUGUGUGUUAUUUAUACAUUUUGAAUUGCAGUGCUAAUGAUAAGCUGUGAGUGUGAUUGUAGUGAAUCAAUGGAUGAUUGAUACAUUAACUUAGCGAUGAGGUGGCGACUUGUCCAGGGUGUACCCCGCCUAUUGCCCGAAUGCAGCCCGAAAGGGACAAGCGGUAGAAAAUGGAUGGUACCAAAAAUGUUCACAAGAUGGCGCUAGUUUACCACAAUUGUGAUUGCAUUCAAAAGUCCUGCAUUGGCCAGAUUGGGGUAGCAGUGUCGCACAAUUGUCUGGAUCAUAACCAGCUAUUGACAAUUUUAAUAAAUAGAGCAGGAAAGUUUUAGGGACAAAGUGAUUGAGGAUAGAGAUGUUGAUAAAUGCUUUAAAAUGUAAUAUCGGAAAUUAUCGGUAUCGUUUUUUUUUUUUUUAUCGGUAUCGUUUUUUUGUUUUUUUUAAUUUUUAAUUUAUUAAAUCAACAUAAAAAACACAAGAUACACUUACAAUUAGUGCACCAACCCAAAAAAAUCUCCCUCCCCGAUUCACACUCAUUCACACAAAAGGGUUGUUUCUUCCUGUUAUUAAUAUUCUGGUUCCUACAUUAUAUAUCAUAUAUCAAUACAGUCUGCAAGGGAUACAGUCCGUAAGCACACAUAAGCUGGUCCACUAAUAGCACUAACCUUUAACAGUUAAUUUUACUCAUUUUCAUUAAUUACUAGUUUAUAUGUAACUGUUUUUAUAUUGUUUUACUUUUUUUUAUUCAAGAAUUUUAUUUUAUUUUAUAUUAUUUAAAAAAACCAUACCUGGUUGUCCAAAUUAGGCAUAAUAAUGUGUUAAUUCCAUGACUAUAUAUCGGUAUCAGUUGAUAUCGGUAUCGGUAAUUAAAGAGUUGGAUGAGUCGCGACUUGUCCAGGAUGUACCCCGCCUUCCGCCCGAUUGUAGCUGAGAUAGGCUCCAGCGCCCCCCGCGAUCCCGAACUGAAUAAGCGGUAGAAAAUGGAUGGAUGCAUGGAGUUGGACAAUAUCGGAUAUCGGCAAAAAGCCAUUAUCGGACAUCCCUAAUCAUACUUGCCAACCCUCCCGAAUUUUCCGGGAGACUCCCGAAAUUCAGCGCCUC
Molecule: messenger RNA, 2648 nt
Organism: Nerophis lumbriciformis (worm pipefish)
Lineage: Eukaryota; Metazoa; Chordata; Actinopteri; Syngnathiformes; Syngnathidae
Gene: nek2
Product: NIMA-related kinase 2
Biological process (GO): protein phosphorylation
Molecular function (GO): protein kinase activity; ATP binding
Source: RefSeq, a predicted model, not a curated record